Symbiodinium necroappetens is the source of this 2707-nucleotide messenger RNA. The record is from the annotation of a GenBank genome assembly. Lineage: Eukaryota; Dinophyceae; Suessiales; Symbiodiniaceae.
AUGCCAUCAGAGGCCAGGGAGGCUAUAAACAAGGCAGGUUUUGAAGCCAAGCCAAGCCCCCCACCUGGCUUGCAGGCGUCUGGUAAGGACGGUGGCAAGCCGGGCAAAGGCAAAGGCAAAGGAAAGGGCUCAGCUGCUGAGCCAGGCUUCACGCAAGAUCAGCAGAAAACCCUGCGAGGAAUCUUUGAAGGUGCGUCGGAGUCCCAGAAAGCUCUCCUUCAGCUCGCUGGGCUGGAGCCUCCAGAAGACGAAGAGGUUGAUCUUGAGGAGCUCUGCCGAAGACACAUUGAAGAGCUCCCUCAAGCCAUUCAGGAAGCAGUGGCACCACCAGAACCUGACCCCCCAUCCCCACAGCAGUUGAUCUCGGAAGCCAGCAGGAAGCUUAAGGCUGCGGCGGCUGAGUUGCGUGAGGUCGUGUUUGAAAAAGCUUCCCUGCAGCUGAAGCUCAACAGCACCAAAGACCUGUUUGAGCAGCUUCUCAAUGAGAUGAAAGAUCUAAAUGCCAGCAUGGCCACGAAGCAGGAGCAGGUCGCUGAGCUCCAAAAGGAAUUGGAGCGACAACUGCCAAAAGAUGGCGAAAACGAAAAGGUCGAGCUUUCUCCCUUGCCAAUGGAAGUCGACGAAGUUUUGGAUCAUCUUGGCAUUGUUUUGAAUGAAGAACAGGUCAAGAAGUUGAGCGAGAUGCAGACGCGGAAGAGGCCAAGGCUUGAAGCUUCUCAGCAAGGCCCGCAGCAGCAGCAAGGACACCGAGGUGGCACGGAAGGGCAAGGGCCCAGGGCGCUCGAUACCCCGGGCAACAGGCAGCAACAGCAGGAGAUUACUCCCGUCUCCUUCGAAGAGGUAGAUCAGCACUCAGUCCAUAUGACGUUUGAUGCUGAACAGCCCCUCGAUGCCGGCGAGGACGGUUUUGGUACGAAGCCGAGAAGCACUGGGAAAGGUGACAAUUCUCAAGGUUCGGGCUCUCGGUACUUCCCCUUGGAUUUUGCUGAGGCAGAAGAGCCACUCCUCAUCUCCCUGGCAGAAUUCGCCGAAGUCAAGGACAAUGAGGAUGGCUUAGAAGGUGUUGCAGCUGCGGUUGCAGCCAUGCACAAGGUUGGGUACGAAAUGAUUGGCGGGGAAGCUGCUUCCUCUGCCAAGAAAGGUAAUGAGCUCGAUUUUAUCAUCACGAGCAAUGCCAUUGCUGGGCUCGCCUCUGUGCCUGAACCGGUUGAUAUCUCAGUAGUUGGUCAGCAGUUUUCAGAGGAUGAGGCGAAAAACAAGCCAGAGGAGGUUCUCUUGAAUUCAGCAGAAGACCGAUCGUGCCAGGGCAACCGGAUCGCCCAUACUCCACCCACCGGCCUCUGGCUGCGAGUGGAGUCCUGGCUCAAUGCCACAGCCAAGGCAGGUGUGAAGGUCGCACAAAAAGCCCUGGCUGGAGUGACAACCCAGCUACAGUUUGGAGCAGUGUCCCAAGAGGAAGCCGAAAGUUGGAGGGCUGAGAUUCUCGCCCUGCUCACAGGUUCCACCAAGGUCUCUCAGGAGCAAGAGGACCAGAUAAGAGGAUUUAUCAAGAUCGCCCAAGUGGAACAUUUGGCACAGGACAAGCAAAGGUACCAGGAUUGGAUUGAAGGAGCAAUGGUCAAAAGCAUGCGUCCCCUUUACAAGGCCAUCAGGUCCCACGAGCAGGUCCUGGUGCGGCCCUUUCGCAAUAAAGAGGCAGCCUUGCGGCCCUACCUUAGGAGUCGAUGGAUGGAACAACCGGAUGUUGAAGCAGCUUCCCCACAGCGCGUUAGAGCUCCCGGCCAAUGGCGUGUGGUUAAGUUCGCAAUGCUGGCCAAGAAUAGUGCCAUUGAAAGACCAAUAGGAGUCACUUGUCUUUCAGUAUCCACUGCCCGUGUGUUCAAGUGUGAAGUUGCGGUGGCUACGGGGCGCCACAGAGCAACCCUUUACCUCGACCUUAGCACAUUCUAUGAGACACUGUCCCACGCCAAGCUCAUAGAAUCAGCUAAGGCACUGGCCUUCCCAGCCAGUGUCCUGAAUAUAGCAAUCCAGAUAUAUCGCGGUGGUCGAAUCAUGGAAGCCGAAGGUACCAUGAGUCCAGUGUCUUUUACGGAUAGAGGAGUAAUAGCUGGAUGUCCAGCUGCUCCAGCACUAUCCAAACUCGCGUUAUACCGCCCACUCAAGAUUGUCCAAGACACCGGCCUCACGGCCGGGUUAGACUCGUGGAUAGAUGACGUGACUAUCGACGCAGAGGCCAAAGAUGCGCAACGAGUCGCGCAAAAGAUUGUUGCACUAUAUCGCACGGUUAGCGCAGAGCUUGGUAAUGCAGAACUGCAGAUCAGCACUUCGAAAUCUGCGUUCGUUUGCACUGACAGGCAGACACAGCAUAGGGUGCAGCAGCUUCUGCGCACCGGGGAACCACCGGUUCUACACCUUGUGAAAGACUUAGGCGUGGAUUCUGCAGGGGCACGCAGGCGACGAGUGGCAACCAGCAAUGCCAGGAUUGCCAAAGCCACAGGUCGCAGCAACAAGCUGUCAAAGCUCAAGAUCCCUAAUCAGAAGAAGCGUGCAGCAACGGGUGUUUUCACUGCUGCCACCUUUGGACGCCAAGGGCAAGGGAUCUCACCCAAGCGCAUGAAAAUGCUCAGAGCAAUUGCUGGUGGCCAUUAUGGGAAGCUGUCCUUUGGUUCCCUGGACCUGGUCUUCGACCUAUCCUGGGUAGGGUCAG